AUUAGGAUACAUUGUGGUUCUCAACAGUCAUGUUUUUCUCUUCUUGCUCCAUGUUCUCAGCCUUCCAGCAUCUUUGACUAAUGUUUUUGCAGGAAAUUCUUAAAAAGAGAAGAUCGCUCCUGUCAUAUAUAGAAGAUCGUUGAUAUAUUGACUAUGUUCGCCUUUUGGUAAAGUAAAAAUGUGAAAGUAUGACCAAGCCUUAUACUGACAUCAUAUACAAAAUAAAAAAUACUAGUGAAGAAGUCUGCCAACUUCACUCCUUAGCUUUCCUAAAAUGUCACCCUGAAGAACAAUUUAGCUAAAUUGCUCCGGUCAAAACCCUUACACCUUGCUCUGGUGUGUGGCCUUGAUGCCAAAUGUGUUUGUGUACGUGUGUGUGUGUGUGUGUGUUCAAGUAAGCCAUUAUUCUGGAGGUCUGGCAUGAAGAUGGGGGUUAAACAGAGGGGGGUAUGCUUACGGCGGCGCCUUUCCCCUCGCUUGUCUUAAACAUCACAGGCGCCUUAGUUGCCAUGGUGACACGGCAUUACCUUGUCAGGAAUUAAAAUGAUGUGAUGGAGCAGCUACGACUUGAUGUUGGAAAUGUGUUUGCGUGUGUUGUUUUAUACCUUUCAAGUGAGUAGAAGAAAUACUGUGAGACAAAUGAUCAAUUAUAGCCAGCAUAUUGUAAAUCCAUUUCAUUUAGAACUUCAAUUACGGUUGCUGUCUUGCCAUAUGACCACACUGUUAUAAAUCACAGUGCUGACAAAGAGCAAAUGAUCGCCAAGCUGACCUUUAACCUCAGCUAACGCUACAUACUGAGUCUUUUUACAAAAUAAGAAAACAAAAACAAGAUUAGGAAUAGCAACAAAACCAUCAAAACAACUAAGACAGGAACAAUAACAGGAACAGAAACAAAAAUAUAAGUAAGAACAAGAUAAACUACAUUCGGAACAGGAAUUGAAACAAGAACAAAAAGACUAAUAGGAAUCCAAACAGGAACAGAAAUAUGAACGGCAACAAUAACAAAAACAAGUUCAGAAACAGUAAUAAUAACAACCGAAGAAGAACAGGAAUACGAAUAUGAACAGAGACAUUUAAAAUAGGAUCAAGAAUAGUAACAAGAACAACUAAAAUAGGAACAAAAACAAUUAAAAUAGGAAGAAGAUUGGCAAGAACAGUAACAAUAACAGGAAUAGAAACAACCAGAAUGAGAAACCGGAAUAGGAAACAAGAACAAGAAGACUAACAGGAACAGAAAUAGGAACUGAGGCAGAGGACAAAGAAGAACAAAAACGGCAAUGGGAACAAAAACUGGAAAAGAAACAAGAACAGGAGAAAUAACAGAAGAAGAAUACGAAGUAGAACAGAAACAAGAAGACUUAUAGGAACAAAAAGCACUUGAACAUCAACAAGUAUAGGAACAAGAACAACUAAAACAGGAUUAAAAACAAGAAGACUAACAGUACCAGAAAAAAACAGCAAUAGGAACAAGCACAGGAAGAGGAUUGUUGGGAGAUGAAAGAGUUAAGAUUAUUGGACAGCUGGCGAGGAUCGAAAUCAGAUAGUUUGACCAGGAAAGAGAAACGUCCGUGGCAAUGACAUCAUAGUUCGGAUCCGGUGUCACGGGUGCGGGGGUAUAUUAAAUGUCAGACAGCUGAUGCCACAAAGUGCGUUGUCAAGGCGACGCUGGCCAAACAUUCCAGUGUUUACGAGACAAUUUAAUAGCAUAAAUUAAGAAAGGACCCCGACUUAAACAAGUUGAAAAACUUAUUCGGGUGUUACCAUUUAGUGGUCAAUUGUACGGAAUAUGUACUUUACUGUGCAACCUACUAAUAAAAGUCUCAAUCAAUCAAUCAAAAAAAGGAUCAAUGAACUAAUUAAUCUUUUUUCAUUUCCCAGCAUGGCAUCAGGCUGCAUGUUGUCCUCUUUGGUUUCUCUGCAAGGUUCAGCAAAGCAAGAGGAUUUGCCGCAGCUAAAAUAAGCUAACAAACCUCCUCCUCUUCCUCCUCCUCCUUCAUGAGAGCAUGCUUAAAGCUCUCAUAAAUGUUGAAAGUUUUGGAGGGAGAGUGGGAGAGAGAACACGAAGAGAUGAGGCGAGGGACGGAAGGAGAAGAGACACCAUUCGUGCACAGAGACUUUGACAACUUGACGCUUUACAAUACCAUGAAAGUUCCAACCUAAACACCAACACUUGCGUAACUUCUACCUCCGACUGUCAGCUUUAUUCUCGUCUCUAACCUGUGACGGCAAAUUCUAAGCCAGUGUUCCACCAAAUCCUUCACAAAAUGAGCUUCUGCAAUGAACUCGAAAAUGAUUUUACACACAUUCUCUCCUGUCGUUCCGUUUAUCAAGAGAUCUUUCCUCUGCCUGCUGGUGGCGCUCUUCCAGCCAGCCAUCCUCUGCCCUGCCCCCUGCAUCUGCCCCUCAGAAGGCAUGCUGGUGGACUGUGGGGGUCGAGGCCUCACCUCCCUGCCUCCCUUGCACCUCCUGCCUCCCGGGAGUCGUUUCCUCUCGCUGGCCAACAACAAGCUAGCCUCACUGGGAGCUUCCGCCCUCGUUAACCUCUCUUCUCUGGAGGAGCUUGACCUCUCUAACAACUACCUUGAUAAUUUGCCGGCCGGAUUAUUCCGAGACAUGAUCAAUCUGACCAAGCUGACCCUGCACAACAACUCUGUGACAGUAAUGGACAGGGAUCUCUUUCAGGUGAGUAGUACUACAGUGCAUUUUUCUCCAGUGGGACGUAAAAGUAGAGAUGACUACAGAAAGAAAUGUUCUGGGUGUGUUCGACAGGGUUUGGGGAGUCUGCAGAGUCUAGAUCUAUCACUAAAUGGCCUGGCGUCUGUUCCUUUGGGGCUCCUGGAUGAGCUGCAGAGUCUCAGGUGGUUGUCCCUGGCUGGAAACAGACUUCGGGGUUUGGAGAGGGCAGCGUUCGAGCCCCUGUCCCACCUCCAACACCUAGAACUGGGACACAAUCCCUGGGAAUGCGAUUGCAACCUGCGAGAUUUCAAACACUGGAUGGAGUGGCUAUUGUACCGAGGCGGCAAGGUGGACGCAAUGGAGUGCACGCUACCCAAAGAUCUGCGGGGGCGAGACAUCCGUGGCGUUCCCGUUGAAAUGUUUGACUACUGCCUCCAGCUUGACGAUGAGAAUGGAGGAGGAGGCGGAGGAGGAGGAGGUGGUUCUCCCUGCAGCAGGAGCACCCUUAACCCCAGCAGUGUGCCACCACUUUCUGGUGGUGAUGACUCCUCUACAAAUUCAGGAGGUGGUGGAGAUGCCCCUGCGGAUUGCGUGCGCGCCCGCUAUCGGCCGGUGAGCGUGCGGCGCGCCAUCGGCACCGUAGUGAUUGCCGGCGUGGUGUGUGGCAUUGUCUGCAUCAUGAUGGUGGUGGCUGCUGCGUACGGGUGCAUCUACGCCUCGCUCAUGGCCAAAUACCAGAGGGAGCUGAAGAAGAGGCAGCCGCUUAUGGGGGACGGCGAGGGCGAUGGGGACGACCGGGAGGAGAAGCAGAUCUCCUCGGUGGCGUAGGGGAGACUCUAAAGGGGACAAAUUGGCUAAAGGGCUCAAGGAGGAGAAUUGGAAAGUCAUCCUUUCAUGUCUUCCUUUUCAAUACGUUUUCAACCAACCUGAGUUCUUCUCUUUCAAAGCCUGCAUAUAUUUUUUAGCAGUCAUCUCUCCUACUAGCCACCUACUGAUGCAGCACCGGAAACAACAUGCUGGACAUGGCAAGAAUCUGAUUUCCAACCUACUGUAUCAUCAGAGGUGGAAGAUGGAGUUUUCAGGGACCAACAUCCACAUACAUGAUGAGCCCUCCUUUUGAACCUUUUCAAGCCUCCCAAAUGCCCAAAAAAGGAGACUUAAAUGAUGAUGGCGUUAACAAAGUUACAUUGAAGUAUCUCACAUGUUUACAUUCGCACAUGUCUGAAAAGGGGUAGGAAGAAUCAGAGUUUCAUUUAAGCUAAUGAAUCAACACAUCUACUGCUUUGCCACAGACAUGAUGUCCAGAUAAUCCCAUUUCAGCUUCUCUCUGGACCGUCUCAGGAUAUAAAUUGACAUAAAAUUGAGGUAUUUGUCAUUUACCAAUGGAAAAAUGCUUUCAAACUGGGUCAAAAACUGUGUCUUUUUAGACCCAUGGACGUAAAAGUCUCCUGCAAAGAACCAUCAAAUGACUUUCCAGCACUUUAUCUCCCGAAUUACCUUGUUUACUGUUCCUUCCCCUUCUUUUCUCAAACUUUUCAAAAGGUGUUAGAGCUAACAGGGGAUUGAUGCUGCUAUUACAUCCUUUUUCCAUCCCUUUACCUCUCCAUCCAUCUUUCCAUCUACAGUGUGCAGCGGUACCUUGCCUUUUGUUAGUAAUGUGUUCCAAAAUGUCAGAAUUGUAAAGAAACUGAAUGCAUUUUUGCCAAAACAAAAAAUUGCAUAAUCAGUUUCAGACACCCAAAACAUCCACUUAAAGCACCUUUUACAUAGAAUAAUUAUGGUUUUAUAUGCAUAAAACAAUGUGCAAUACAUACAAAUGAUGCAUGAAAUCUAUGAAUGAACAUUCAACAGGAUUUCGUAGGCUUUUUUUGUGAUUAUUUUACCUAAAAUGCCUGGAUUUGCGGUAGCAUUUUUAGAGAGUUACGAUGUUUUGAAGAUAUUUUUUUUCAAUAACAUCGAAUCAACUUGUUAUUUUUUUAAUGUUCUAUUAAUGUUUUCAGUGUUCCUUGUAACCUUAACUUCGAAAAGCACAGGAUUUCAACAAACAUUGGGAAAAAAAUACUGUAUUGAUGUUUUACUCGUUGUAUAGCACAGACUUAAUAGUGGACAUCCGGCAGUAAAAUCACAUACUCAGAGCUCAUUGUGAAAUUACUGUACUGUUUUAAUUCAUUAUAACUAAUAAAUAGUAAUAGAUUAUAAUUACAUAAAGAAAAACCACCAAAUGCUUUCCUAUAGUCCCCUGUCUGUUCUGUCUUCUGCAAGUUGCAGACAUUCUUCAUGUAUGCUUUACACUUGAAGUGCUUGCCCAUCUUAAACAUUCAUUUAUGUUCCAACACAUUUAACCCCGCACGUUUAGAGCAUUUGCGAACUGUUGAGAGUGAUCUACAGCCCUAUUUUUUGUUGAUAAAUGAGAGAUUAUCAUCACAGUUCAACAUCUCUAACAUGUCAAUGCUGCCUCUUUCCUAGGUCAGUAUUAAAAAUGAAAAUCUAUUCUUAAUUGUAUU
Entelurus aequoreus (snake pipefish) is the source of this 5180-nucleotide messenger RNA. RefSeq names its product leucine-rich repeats and transmembrane domains 2a (gene lrtm2a). Gene Ontology annotation, molecular function: protein binding. Lineage: Eukaryota; Metazoa; Chordata; Actinopteri; Syngnathiformes; Syngnathidae. The record is from RefSeq and is a predicted model, not a curated record. Gene Ontology annotation, cellular component: plasma membrane. The coding region runs from base 2278 to 3504 and encodes 408 amino acids. The transcript is spliced from 5 exons.